AUGAGCCAACUACCACCUAUCCCUCUGUCGGUUCGGGAGGGUUGGGCCAGAAGUCAACCUCCCACGACCCAUCAUAAUCUAGACAAACGACAACAUCCUCACGGACAUCCAACCCCCCCUCCACAUGUACACUCGGCUGUUUUCUCUCCAGAAAGCAGUCCGAAAAGCCGUGGACUUCCAACGCCGCCUCCACCAAAUCUCGGCCCACCUUUGAAUGGCCGGAACGAUGGGGUGCUGAUUCGCCGUCCUGCUCCCAACACUCGUAAUCUCCCACCUGCAGCCAACGCACCACAGUUUUUCACGAUGGACGGCCGGGCAAUACCCCAAACGGUAACCAGCCCAUCUCAACCACCCACACGGAUUACAGCAAGUCUGCCGCGCACCGCUCAGCACUCCCCGCCCAUGUUUGCCUCCCCCCAGACGAUUUCAUCAUCGCCAGACCUCGCUAUCACCCGUGUCCAGCCUACUCCACAACCCAGACCCUCAGCAUACGACACACUCAGCACAGUUGUUGCCGACUUUCGUGCAGAACGAGAGGCAAUGCAACAGGAGCGGAAGAAGCUGGUCGCGGAAAACGCAUCACUGAAACAAACCAACUUUGCGUUGAUGAAGUCAGAAAAUGAGGCGCGGGCGCGGAUGCAUGCUUUGGAAGAGCAGCUGGAGCGGUCAAGAGCGGAGCGGGAACAAGCGCAUAAAGCUUUUGUUGACGCUUCGGCUGGGCGGCAUAAUGACGGUAUCGCGUUUGCGAAGGAGCGACAGUGGCUUAACCAGGCCCUCCUUUCUGAGCAGCAAGUGCGCGCAAGUGCCGCGCAACGAGCCCAACUGACUCUGAUGGAGAACGAUCACCAUGCCAGAGCUACAAUUGCGGAGUUGCAGCAGAGAAAUGCCCGUUUACAAAGCGACUUGAAUGCUGUUGGACGAGACCGAGAAAGUUUGAUGAGGGAGAGAACGGAGCUUCAGGAUCGUCUUCGUUUGCUAGAGCUCCAAAUUUCACAACAACAAACAACAGUGAAUCCAGCGCAUCUACAAGACGGUGUAAAAUCCGAGCCGGUUGCCCCAUCUAUUCCCCUCGCAGGCCCAUCGUCCGAUAACUGGCAGUCCUCGUCGUCAUUUUUCAGCUUCGAGCCUUCAUCUCCUCGAAAGGCCAAGCGGUCUCGUGCUGAAUACGAGGAUCAGAAUGUAGAAGAAUUCAGCCUCGGACCAGAGUUUCCUCGCCUGGUUCCUAUCUCGAACGUCGGUGUCGCAAAUAGCCCGAGUAAUUGGGUCAUGGCGAUUCGAAAAACGCAGGAGAAUAAGCCGGCCGCAGGAAGUUGA
This is a messenger RNA of Mycena indigotica, 1314 nucleotides long. RefSeq lists its product as uncharacterized. The transcript has 3 exons. NCBI's taxonomy places the organism in Eukaryota, Fungi, Basidiomycota, Agaricomycetes, Agaricales, Mycenaceae. The record is from RefSeq and is a predicted model, not a curated record. Bases 1 to 1314 code for a protein of 437 amino acids.